AUGGUCAACCACAUUGAAGUGGCUUAUACUCCAACAAAAUCCAGUUCAGCUCAAUCAAACCUCCCACAUACCAUCCAACAACCGACAGGACUACUAAAGGAUCCUUGUGACUGGCAUCAUUAUUCAACUGUUAACGCCUUAUUCCUCACUAUUUCGUGUUGCAUUAUUAUUAUAGGUCUCCAGCCUCUUGGCAUCCUGACCGUGUUGGAAGAAAACAUCACAAAUGUCACUGAGUUCAUUCUAGUGGGCUUCCCUACUACCUUCUGGCUUCAGAUCCUGCUUUUCAUCCUAUUCCUUGGAACCUGCCUGUUAGUAUUGGUGGAGAAUUUGGUCAUCAUCCUCACUGUCUUGACCAAUGUUUCCCUCCACAAGCCCAUGUACUACUUUCUUGGUGCUACAUCCUUCCUGGAGAUAUGGUACAUCACUGUCACUGUUCCCAAGAUGCUAGCUGGCUUUCUCCUUCACCCCAAUGCUAUCUCAUUUUUGAGCUGCAUGACUCAAUUCUACUUCUUUCCUUCACUUGCUUACACAGAAUGUGUGCUCCUGGCUGCCAUGGCAUAUGACCAUUAUGUGGCAAUCUGCCAGCCACCUCACUACCCAGUCAUCAUGACUAUAGACUUCUGUAUCCAGCUGACUGCUACUAGCUCUUGGAUAUGUGGCUUCUCUAUUGCUGUAAUCAAGGUCUAUUUUAUUUCAUGUGUCACCUUCUGUGGUAACAAUGUGUUAAAUCACUUUUUCUGUGAUGUUUCUCCCAUCCUCAAAUUGGCCUGUAAGAACAUUUCCAUGGCUGAGAUGGUUGACUUUAUCCUAGCCAUUGUUAUUCUUGUAUUCCAUUUCUUAGCCGCUGUUCUCUCCUAUGGCUUCAUUAUAUCCACUGUCCUGCAUAUCCCCUCAGCUUCUGGACAGCAAAAAGCCUUUUCUACCUGUGGUUCCCACCUCACAGUGGUGAUAAUAUUUUAUAUGGCUGUAAUUUUUGUGUAUGUUCAACCCCGAGCUAUUGCUUCAUUUAAUUCCAACAAACCGAUCUCAGCCAUAUAUGUAGUAUUUACACCUAUGCUGAAUCCCAUCAUUUAUUGUCUAAGGAACCAGAAGGCCAAAAGUGCCAUCAGAAAAACCCUGAGCAGUGGCUGGAUCAAAUCCUAGGAGAUUCAUCAUUCUAAACUCUUAUUUAUGAGUCAAAUAUGGUCCUGAUAAUCAAAUUCACCUGAAAUAGAGUAGUAAAAGAAAUAAAAGAAGACAGAAAAAAGGAGAAACAGACAUUUUUCAUGAUUGUGUCAGACCAGUAUGACAAACAUGGAAAAAUUAACCAUAUGAAUUUAUAGAUUUAUUAUUAUUCUAAUCCAAUAUAUAAUUGGUUACCAAAUAGAC
This is a messenger RNA of Monodelphis domestica (gray short-tailed opossum), 1368 nucleotides long. The record is from RefSeq and is a predicted model, not a curated record. NCBI's taxonomy places the organism in Eukaryota, Metazoa, Chordata, Mammalia, Didelphimorphia, Didelphidae.